GUCGUUUACCUUUGCAAAGCUCCAACUAAAUUUUAGCCAAACAAAUUAGAAAUACAUAUCUUUUUGAAUUGUCUUGACUUCAUAUUUUCCAAAAAUGAUCACAUCAUCUUCGUCCUCUCGUCUGUACUGAACUUUCAUACUACAAUCCUUGAAUCAAGAAUAUAUAAUUCUUCCCUUUCUAUCAUUUUCGAACAUCUUUUUUACUCAAAAGAACCACCCAAAAAUUUCAUAACUUUUAAUCAAUUUAUAACCCAAUUCUCCCAAACAAUUUUCCCCAAAUUCCCACAAUUUCCUCCCUCAAAUUUUGAUAAAAUGAGUUUAUUAUUAACUACAACAGCAUCGUCAACAUGGUCUUAUCAACUUCAAUUCAAUUUCAAGUUUAAAAAAUCUCUGACUCCAUUGAUGUUUGUAAAAGCUCGAGUUUUGAGCUAUGGUGGUCGUCGAAGACAUCAUAUGAAGAUUCAUUGUGUUGCUCAAGAUCAAGCUAAAGAUGAUAGUAGUGAGUCAAAAAGUCGUCUUUCUGAAGAUUCUUGGAUUGAUUUGAAUACUCCCAAAGCUGAUUCUGCUUCCUCUGAUUGGUUUGGAAAUAGUGAGCAGUAUAACGAUUCUGGGCAGAAAUAUGGUGUUGCAGGAAUUCUCAAAGCAGGGCUUGCUGGGGUUUUACUUUUUGCCGGAAUCUCCUAUGCUGCGUUAGCAAUAGGCAAGAGUAGCAGCUCAAGGUCUACGCCAGAGAUGAAGCCUCUUACAGAAGAGCAAGAAGUAUUAGCUUCUAAAGAGGUUUACGGGGAGGCUGAGGAAAAUACUGAUGGAAAGUCCAUUGUUCAGGAUGAAAGUAACCUGCAAAAUGGGCAUGAUUUAGAGAGCAAGGAAGGGACGGAUAAUGAUAUUUCUUCAUCAUUGGGUUCAACUCAAUAUGUUGGCCAAAGGGAUUUCCUUGAUGACACCAAUAUAGAGUCUUUAUCUGUUCGUGAAAACUCGACGUCAGACAUAAACAGUCCAGAUACCAUCUCAGCCUCACCUGAACUAUCACAAAUAGAAGAUAUCGAUGACUCCUAUGUGACUUCUAGCACUAUAGAUUCACAACGCACGAUCGUGGUGAGUAAAGCAGACGAUGUGGAUGUUGAGCUAAGCAAAAACGAGCAGCAAGAAACCCACACAAGAAAUGAAACAGAUGAUUCCGUUUCUACACUUCAAUCAUCUUCUAGUGUUGCUUUUCUUUCAGAUUUUCAAGAUCUAGAUAGUUCAGAUGUGGCUGUUGCAACUCCAGAAACCAACAGUGUUCCCACAGAUGAUGUAUUAGUAGUUCCAUCAGUAGCAAGCGACGAAGACAAUGAAUUCGACAAACCGCUUCAGUUUCAUGGUGAAAGUAAUAGCACAUCCAUAGGUAUUAAUAGUUCAAAGGAAACUGUAGCUUCCGAGACAACAUCUUUUGCCUCUCGUGGAAUUCCCGCACCUUCGUUGCUCCCUGCAGCACUUCAGGUGACUCCUGGAAGGGUUUUGGUUCCUGCAGCUACUGAUCAAACUCAGUCACAAGCUUUGGCAGCAUUGCAAGUAUUGAAGGUAAUUGAGGGUGAUGCUCAACCUGGUGAUCUCUGCACUCGUCGUGAGUAUGCCCGUUGGUUGGUGUCUGCAAGUAGUGCUCUUUCACGAAACUUGAUCUCAAAGGUUUACCCAGCUAUGUACAUAGAAAAUAUUACUGAACUUGCAUUUGAUGACAUCACACCAGAAGAUCCCGACUUCACGGCCAUCCAAGGUUUGGCUGAAGCUGGACUUAUAUCUAGCAAGCUUUCAACGCGUGAUAUGCUUUCUUCUGAUGUAGAUAUUGGUUCCUUCCACUUCCAUCCUGAUAGCCCUCUAUCUCGUCAGGAUCUUGUGACCUGGAAGAUGGCCUUGGAAAAGAAGGAGCUACCAGAAGCUGACCAAAAGGUCCUGCAAAAACAAUCUGGUUUCAUAGACAUCGACAGAAUCGAUCCUGAUGCAUGUCCUGCACUUGUGGCUGACUUAUCUGCAGGCGAGCAAGGGAUUGUGGCUCUUGCAUUUGGCUACACAAGGCUUUUCCAGCCGGAUAAACCAGUCACAAAAGGCCAGGCUGCAAUUGCUCUUACUACUGGAGACGCAGCCGAUGUAGUCAGCGAAGAGCUUGCUCGUAUUGAGGCAGAAUCUGUUGCUGACAAAGCAGUUUCUGCGCAUAAUGCGUUGAUCGAAGAAGUUGAGAAGGAUAUAAAUGCGAGUUUUGAAAAGGAGCUGCUGUUGGAAAGAGAAAAAAUAGAUGCCGUGCAGAAAAUGGCUGAUGAAGCGAUCCGAGAAGUGGAAAGUCUUAGAGCAGAGAGAGAAGAGCAAAAUGUUGUGUUAAUCAAGGAACGGGCUAUUGUCGAGUCAGAGAUGGAAGUUCUCUCAAGAUUGAGACGUGAGCUAGAGGAGCAGUUGCAAAAUGUCAUGAGUAAUAAGGUUGAGUUAUCGUAUGAAAAGGAACGGAUUGAAAAACUUAAGAAAGAGACGGAAGAAGAAAAUCAAGCAAUUACCCGGUUGCAGUAUGAGUUGGAGGUUGAACGAAAGGCCCUUUCUAUGGCCCGGGCGUGGGCAGAGGAUGAAGCGAAAAGAGUGCAAGAGUAUGCAAAAGCUCUGGAGGAGGCUAGAGACCGCUGGGAGAGAAAAGGCCUCACAGUGGUAGUUGAUGAUGGCCUCCAAGAAGAAGCAUCAGCUGAUACGACAUGGACCACUUUUGGGAAAACGUUAUCAAUAGAAGAAACAGCCAAGAGAGCUGAAACUUUGAUGGAUAAGCUAAAGGUUAUGGCGAGUGAAGUUAAUGGGAAAUCAAAAGAAAUAAUUAACAAUAUUAUCGAAAAGAUUCGGUCACUAGUUUUAGCCAUCAAAGAAUGGAUUUCCGAGGCAGGCAAACAAAUGACAGAGUUCGGCGAUGCUGCUGCUGUAAAAGUUGGUGGAUCAGUCCGAGAAUUGCGACAAAGUUCGGCUGAUUUUGGUGCUACGUUGAAGGAAGGAACCAAGCGUGUUGUUGGGGAUUAUAGAGUAGGUGUCGAGAAACUAACUCAGAGGUUCAAAACAUGAUGUUUCCCCACCUUGUAGGCUAAGUUAACAUACUAUUUUUAGUAAGCAGACCGAGUGUUAUGUAAUAUCAUUGUUUCGACGUAGAUUCCUGUUUUCAAUAAUCUGGCGAAUGAGGGAAAAUACUAACGCAGAAUUCAAAAUUUUACCUACUUGUAAGAAAAUGGGUCAAAAUGGUCUAGAUGAAUUCGGUUGGAUUUUUGAGUUACGACACGGGUCAAAUUUUGGCUCAUUAAGAUGCCACAG
This is a messenger RNA of Amaranthus tricolor (Joseph's coat), 3309 nucleotides long. RefSeq lists its product as uncharacterized. Bases 313 to 3066 code for a protein of 917 amino acids. The transcript is spliced from 10 exons. The record is from RefSeq and is a predicted model, not a curated record. Lineage: Eukaryota; Viridiplantae; Streptophyta; Magnoliopsida; Caryophyllales; Amaranthaceae.